UUGAACGUCUCGCGCUACUGCCGACUGUCAUUACACUAAAAGCUCUCGUUCAAGUUCAAUAAGUUGUCAAUAAUGCCGAGAGUAAAAGCAAGAAGGUACAGUCGGCCGAGUUGGAAUUACCGUCAGGUCGCCGUCAAGACUCGCAGUCAGAUGAUGGACAGCAGAAACCUCUUCCAAAAACUUCCAUUAGAGGUUUUUCAUCUGAUUCUAGACAAGCUCUCUGUGCUGGAGUUGAGUGUGUUCAGCUUAGCUUCCAAGAACAUGAAUGGGUAUGUGAUGGACUACAUAAGCACCAUGACAUUGAGGGGCAAAACCAUGCACCAAAACCUUCAUAAGACCUAUUGCCCUGAGCAGGAAUGUUUCGGUAAACAUUUCAGAGACCUAGGUAUAUUGUUCAAACGGUGCACCAUGUUACUACCUACAAAGGAGAGGCUGAAAUGUAUCCUGCAAAAGUUUUCACAGGUUCCUUGUUUCUUGUGGGAGACUUGCUCAGCACCGAAUUGCAUUGGUUUAUCCAGAUAUGGAACUUUUCUGCAGACCAUAAUUGCAGGGUGGGAUGAGAUUGAGUGCCAAAGAGUGUUCCACUUCCUGUGUGAAGUCACCAAUUUGCUGAAUAAAAUCGAGACAGUCACUACUAUCAGGAAACCUGGCCUGAAAUGCUAUGAAGAGCUGGAGCUCCGCUACUUCUGUCGCAAGGUUUUGUUAGACUUGUCUAUGAACCAGUCAGACUGUCAAUUUUGGCUCCUGCAACUCCUGAAGCCCUGGCCCAUGGUCAGCCAGGCACACUUACUCUUAAUCCUCUAUGGGCCACAGCUAUCUGAAGGCCCCAUCAUUUGGCAGGAUCUGGUGGAACGGGAGCUGCCUCAGGAUGCUCUGUGGGAGCUGGCCAGCAGCCUUCUUUUGCUCUUCAACAAACCCAAACUGAAAGACUGGACUAUGCAAACAACUCUAGCAAUCUUUGAGGAGAUCGUUGCCAUUCCUCAGCCAUGGCACGUGGAGAACGUUGCCCGUCUCUUGGUGGUGUGUGGCAAUAACUUCUGCUACACCGUCUUGGCAAGCAGGGCCCAAUCUGGAUUUAUCAGAGACAUUGCCAAACUGAUUGUCUACAUUAUUCUGGUGUGUGAAAAGGAUGGCUAUGAAAUAGGCUGGGUGGUACAUUUGGUACAGCAGCUUCACAAAAGCCUCGGCUCAGAAGUCCAAAGGAUCGCCUUCGUCCACCAUCUCGAGAACACGUUCUCAGAGAUUAUCGUUGAUUUACUUUACAUGUAUGAUGAGGGAAACCGUCUUGACAACGGCAACUUUUUCACAGCUACGUUUCUCCUUCUGGAGGCCAGUGCUCGAUUCCAUGCAAAAAUCCUCCAUUUGUUGCUUAAAUAGGAAUGAUGCAAACUGAGUAUUACACAAAGCCAGAUAUUUUGUGUAGGUUACAUUCCAAGGGUGAAUUUGUUUCUUGGCUUGAAGGUUAUAUUUCAAAAGUAUUUAAUAUUUAUUAUUAAAGAAAAUA
Molecule: messenger RNA, 1504 nt
Organism: Syngnathus typhle (broad-nosed pipefish)
Lineage: Eukaryota; Metazoa; Chordata; Actinopteri; Syngnathiformes; Syngnathidae
Product: F-box only protein 47-like
Exons: 11
Coding region: 73-1377 (434 amino acids)
Molecular function (GO): protein binding
Source: RefSeq, a predicted model, not a curated record